UAUUGUCAGAGAGCAGAGAAAAACAAAUGCUAAUUUAACUCUCACACACAUAGCUUCAUUUAUUCGUCAACAAUGACCAACACUCUCGCCAAGUUCCUCCUUCCUCUUCUCUCUGCUUCAAUUUUCUUUCAUUCCAUUUCCGGCCAGAAUCCUUCAGGUUUCAUCAGUUUAGACUGUGGAAUUCCUCCGAACACCAGUUAUACUGAGCAUCACACAAACAUAAACUACGAAUCCGACGCGGCGUUCAUUAACACGGGAACAAUCCACAACAUAUCGUCAGUAUACAUAAGUGAUACACUCAAACAACAACUAUGGAGUUUAAGAAGUUUUCCGACUGGGGUGAGAAACUGCUACAGAGUAAGAGUGAAAUCGGGCACCAAGUAUUUGAUUCGAGCCAGCUUCCUAUACGGCAAUUACGAUGAUCAACGGAAGCUUCCCGGCUUCGAUCUCUACUUUGGACCCAACUUAUGGACUUCUGUAACACUCGAGGCCCUCAACACGACGGAGCAUUUGGAGAUUAUGCAUAUUGUUUCGUCGAAUUGGGUAGAAGUUUGCCUCGUCAAUACUGGGACCGGAACACCGUUCAUUUCGGCUUUGGAGCUUAGGCCAUUGCCAACCUUUCUUUAUGAAACAAGAUCGGAGUCGCUUACCACUUUCUUACGCCUUGAUGUGGGCUCUGCUACAAAUCUUUCUUACAGGUACAAAGAUGACAUUUAUGAUCGACUAUGGUACGCCAUGACCCCACUCUCAGCAUGGACUAAAUUAACUACGACUGAGCCCAUAAACUCCAACGACCCCGAACUUUUCAUACCCCCUCAGCCAGUCAUGUCCUCGGCAGCAACACCCAUAAAUGCCACCUCUCCAAUGGAAUUCAACUGGGUAACGCAAGACGUGACAGCCAAGUUUUACGUCUUCAUGUUUUUCACUGAGAUCCAGAAGCUUAAACCAAAUGAGUCGAGAGUGUUUGAAAUACUACUCAAUGGCAACCCUUGGACCAAGGAACAAAUUUCCUUACCCUACUUACAAGGAGUUGUCUCUUACUCUACCACAGCCCUAACAGGCGGAACUUACAAUUUCGCCCUCGUGAGAACCCCUAAUUCCACCCAUCCUCCCCUAUUAAAUGCCAUUGAAAUUUACCAGGUCAUUGAUUUUCCUCAAUCUUCCACAGAUGAGAAAGAUGUUGAGAGCAUUUUGGAUAUCAAGGCAGUGUAUGGAGUUGGAAGAAAUUGGGAAGGGGAUCCUUGUAUGCCUAGACAGUUUAUUUGGCAAGGACUCAAUUGUAGCUCUGUGGAUUCUCAGCCUCCAAGGGUCACAUCAUUGGAUCUAUCCUCAAGUGGACUCACAGGAGAAAUAUCUAAAGAAGUAGCUAGUCUUAAAAUGCUUGAGACUUUGGAUUUAUCAAAUAAUAGCUUGAAUGGAGCAGUGCCUGAUUUUCUUACUCAAUUGCCAUUAUUGAGAGUGUUAAAUUUAGAAAGAAAUAAUCUUUCAGGACUUAUUCCUUCCCAACUCAUUGAAAAAUCCAAAGAUGGUUCUUUAUCCUUAAGGUAUGGGGGAAAUCCAAAUCUGUUCAACGGUACAUCACCAAGUGAAAAGAAAGAAAAAAGGAACAUAGGACCUGUAGUAGGAUCAGUCGUUGGUGGAUUUGUUAUUCUUUUGUUCAUAACUUCAGGUGUUAUCGUGUUGAUUAAGACUAAACAUAGAAAACAAGGUGUUGUGUUGGGAGAAACAAAACAAUGGGGCUCAAAUAAAAGAUCAUAUUCUUAUGGUGAUAUCUUGAGAAUUACAAACAAUUUGGAGCGAUUGCUUGGAGAGGGUGGUUUUGGAAAAGUUUACUAUGGUCAAAUUGGUGAUAUUGAAGUUGCUGUUAAGAUGCUUUCACCUCAAUCAGUUCAAGGCUACGAUCAAUUUGAAGCCGAGGUUGAUCUUCUCCUAAGGGUUCAUCACAGAAACUUGACUGGCCUUGUUGGAUAUUGUGAUGAAUCAACCAAUAAAGGACUCAUCUAUGAAUACAUGUCAAGAGGAAACUUAGGAUCUUUUAUUUCAAGUGGAAAAUUAAAGGUUUUGGAUUGGAAAGAUAGACUUCGUAUAGCAGUGGAUUCAGCACAAGGAUUUGAGUACCUUCACUGUGGUAUCAAACCAACCAUAAUACAUAGGGAUGUAAAAUCUUCAAACAUAUUACUGGAUAAUGAAUUUAGGGCAAAAGUUUCAGAUUUUGGGCUUUCAAGAGCUUUCGUAACAGAAAAUGGUGCCUCUCAUGUCACAGCCACAAAUGUUGUUGGAACUUUUGGUUACAUUGAUCCAGAGUACUACACUACAUCCCAGUUAAACGAGAAAAGUGAUGUUUUUGGAUUUGGAGUGAUUAUUUUUGAGAUCAUUACAGGAAAACCAGCUUUGAUAAGAGGGGAAGACAAUAAUAAUGUAACUCACAUUUAUAAUUGGGUUAGCACAUUGAUUUCUCAAGGUGAUAUUGGAUCAAUAAUUGACCCACAAAUGGUAAAAGAUUUCGACGUAAACUCGGUUUGGAAGGCUCUUGAUGUAGCAAUGACUUGUGUAUCAUCCAAAUCUAAAGACAGACCAAAUAUGAGCCAAGUUUUGGUCGAGUUGAAGGAAUGCAUGACCAUGGAAUCUAAUCAUGAUAAAGAUCAUCACCAACCCGAAAUGAGUGUUGCACAAUCCCGCACUCUAGAUGUCCCUUCGGCUAGGUAGAUGUUCUCUUUAGUUCAACAGAUGCAAUUGGAAGAAAAUUUAGAGUUUAUUUGGUUGAGAAUUCAAACUUUCUUCCAUGUUAUCAGAUUCGUCACUAAGUUCAAUGUUGUUUAGCCAACAAUUUUGAUUCUGUUUUUGAAAAACUAUUUUUAGAUUUUGUAAUCUAAUCCAUGCAAAACUCUGUAAUAAACUUUUUUUUUUUUUGAUGAU
Molecule: messenger RNA, 2916 nt
Organism: Cucumis sativus (cucumber)
Lineage: Eukaryota; Viridiplantae; Streptophyta; Magnoliopsida; Cucurbitales; Cucurbitaceae
Product: putative leucine-rich repeat receptor-like protein kinase At2g19210
Exons: 13
Coding region: 73-2706 (877 amino acids)
Biological process (GO): protein phosphorylation
Molecular function (GO): protein kinase activity; ATP binding; protein binding
Source: RefSeq, a predicted model, not a curated record